AUGACAUUUCUAUUGUUUGUUUUAGCCACUCUCUUCAAAGGAUUCUUUUCAUUUUAUGAAAAUUUUGAUUUUCAAUCAUCUGUAAUAACAUUACUUGAACGUCAAAAUACAUUAAAGUCAUUAUUGAUUCAAGCUGGUAAAGAUAAAGAAUGGCCAAUAUACCUUGAAAAUCCACUUGUACCAUCAAUGAAUGCAUCAAAAAAUCUCGUUGAAUCUGAAGGUGAACGAUUUCGUCAAACAUGCUCAAAAGCAUCAGAGAUAUUAUCACAAUCAUCUAAAAAUCUUCUAUCAUUAUUUGAAGAAUGUCGACAAUCAUUACCUGAUGAUCUUAUUGCACGUGCUUAUCCAGCACCUAUAUCAAUAAUGCCUAAUUUAGAAACAGAUAUUGAUCAAGAAGAAAUAUCAACCAUAAGAGAUAUGCAACAAGAACAAAUUGAGCAAGUAUUUGAUCAUACUCAUCAUCAUGUUGUUAAUUCAUGA
Messenger RNA from Rotaria sp. Silwood2, 480 nucleotides. NCBI's taxonomy places the organism in Eukaryota, Metazoa, Rotifera, Eurotatoria, Philodinida, Philodinidae. The record is from the annotation of a GenBank genome assembly.